This is a messenger RNA of Trichoderma citrinoviride, 3108 nucleotides long. RefSeq lists its product as hypothetical. The transcript has 4 exons. The coding region runs from base 49 to 3108 and encodes 1019 amino acids. The record is from RefSeq and is a predicted model, not a curated record. NCBI's taxonomy places the organism in Eukaryota, Fungi, Ascomycota, Sordariomycetes, Hypocreales, Hypocreaceae.
CACCACCCAACGCUGCGCUGCCCAGUACCGGUACCUGAGCCAGGCAAGAUGACGGAGACUGCUAGUUUCGCUGCGGCUCGUUCCACAGCCGCCAGCCUCCCAGGCAAAACGCUCGCAGGUGCAGCGCCUCCCUCCAUCACCGGCCCCUCGUCGAACCUGCACUCGCAUCGCCAGAGCCACAAUUCCUCCAAGCUGCCGUCCUUUCGCUUUGCCGACAUCAAGAACGCCCCGAACGCUGCCGCGCAACCGUCGUCUUCGUCCUCGUCCUCCAGGCAGCCCCAGCACCAGCACCAGUCGCUGCCGCUCUCCCCCCGACGCCUCGCGCCCCCUGCGGCCUCGAUCGAUUCGCAUCUCGACCGGCGAGAGUCCAGGACGCGACCCGACUCCCUCAACAAGAUCCUCGCCUCCUCUGCCACCGCGCGCAACCGCCAGUCGCUGCCCGCGCCCGAGAAGCCAGCCUCGCCGCCGCGCCCCAGUCUGCGCCCUCGAGCCUCGUACCAGACGUCAGUCAAGGCCAUCGUCGAGCAGGAACGGAGAGUCAGGCGCCCCGUAUCCUUCCCCGACGGCCUCGCCGACGAAGCUGCGCAGGCCAAGCUCUCUAGCCUCGCGCGCACCUCGUCGCUCAAGCAGAGCACCCGCCGGCUGCCGGCAUCUCGCACAACAUCAAACGCCAACGGCAGAGUGACGCCCGACGGCCCGCGAACGUCACUCAGCACUCGCCAGCCCGCCAUCGAAGACGCCGUAUCGCCGACCACACGAGUUGCCGCCGACCCUAAGCCGCUCGGUCUGAGGUUGCGGGCUCGGAACCUGCCAGACUCGCCAGCCUCCAAGCAGCCGUCCUUGGCGGGCCCUUCAGAUGAAAACCAGGACCAGCCGCUGCAGCGCCCACCUGUUUCCUAUAAGCCGUCGGUGAACGGCGCAGCCACUGCAGGCCAGAGCACGGCUUCGACGACCACCUCUCGCGUUCCGCCCUCUCGGGCCUCCCGAUCCUCCGGCUCUCGCCACAGCUCCGUCGACGAAAUGAAUUACAGCUCUCGCUCCUCCUAUGACGAAGAUCGCUAUGUCGACUCGACUGACGAUCACACUCUCCGCGCCUCGGAUGGCGAUUUCUUCGACCAGCGAAGUCCUCCGACGUCCAGACACGGCACAAACGGUGACGACACGGGCGAUGUAUUCAUGAAAAUUGCGUCUGAGGAGGCAGCGCGCCAUUCAGCAGCCGACAAUGCCAACGACCCAAACUCUUCUUCGCAGUUCAGAGUCAAUCGCACCAGCAGUCGGCGCCCGCUUUCCCAAAAUGUCUCCUCUUAUUACCCGAUGUCUCCUCCCUCUUCAAUCAACCGCAGGCUCUCGGACCAGCAGGAUCGAGAGCGUAGCCGCUCAGUUCGAUACGAAGAUGAACUGACGAGCGAGAUCGCGCGAAGCAGCGCCUACCGCAGCCAGCUCAGAGACAAGGCCAUAUCCUCUCGCGCCGCCGAAGACACGCCUUCAAGAUCCACCAGCUCGGGAUUACGGCCUUCGCCCAUGACGCCCCGGUCCACAGGCCUCCAUGACCAGGCCGUAGACAGCGUUCUGUACGGCCGAAGAAAGUCAACCGUGGUUGACGCCCCGGCUUCUAGCUCGGCACGCUCAUCGGCGCACAAGGCGACUGUACUCGUUCAGAACCACACCAAGGCUUACAACCCAUCGCCUCUGAAUCGGUCAUUUGAGAUGCAAGAGGAGGACGAUGGCGCCGACGCUGGCAAUCUGGCGGAAGGAACCGAGUCGACUACGUCCACUAAUGCGCCGUCCACUGUUUGGGACGAACUGGACGAGCUGAAAUCGAGAAUCCACCGCCUGGAGCUGACAGGAAAGCUGCCGCCCACCUCGGCUGCCGCAGUGAUCAAAGCCUCGGAAGAGAGGCCGCCGACGGCGACGACGACCGUCACGACCAUGUCGCUUUCCCCCCGGAAAUCGGCGGCCGGACAGCAGACAGAUGCUGGUAGCAGCACCACGUCGUCACAGCGAGAGGCACACACGAACCUGCACUCGGCUCUCAGCAAGAUAAAGCAGAUACUCAGCCCGGAGGUCUAUCGCGCGCUCGAGACCGCGGCGAACGAUGCCCUUGCGCUGUCAUCCAUGAUGGGCUCCGCCAGCGUUGUCGGAGGUGGUGGUUCCGGCAUUACAGAUCGUCAGCUCCGCCGGAGAACAGACAGUGUCUGCCGCAGCUUGACGGAGCUUUGCAUCGCCCUUGGCGAGGGCGGCACCUCUCGCCCCACGACGGGUAUCCCGCAGGUUGUGACCACGCAGCUCAGCCCGAACCCGAACUCCCACUCCCAGCUGGAACCCCCGCGAACCCCGACCAUGCUCAACACCAAAACUUACUCGGUUUCCCGCCGCUCGAGUGUCGUGCCUGAGCAGGCCACGCAAGUCAUCAGCAGUCCCAGAGCCACAUCCAAGUAUGAGGAGCGAAGGAACAUGAUCUUGAGCGGGAGCAACAUUCUGACUAGUCCCCGGGCCUCGGCCUCCACUCCAACCACUCCCAACGAGUCCAUAUCCCGCAGAGCGUCGCUUAUUGUGUCACGCGCUCGCCGCGCCGUGACCGAAGAGGCAGAAGAUGGCCGACGAUCAUCCGCACUAUUGCGCCGACGGGCAGCGGGCGAUGAAUCUGACGAAGGCGGCCGGCGGACUUCGUUCCUUGAAGACGAGGGAGCCAGAUUCCGUGCUCCAUCCCGGGCCAUCACCGAAGUAAAUGGUGGCUCUAGGGGUGCGACGAGGGAAUAUCUUAAUGCCUCGGACGCCGCAACCCCGAUGCCCGAAGGAGGCACCACGCCACAACCUCCUUCAGCCCUUAGCCGACGACGAUUCCUGCAGCCUUCUCGCCUGACCGUCCCGUCUACAUCUACUACGCCCUCCACUAGGAAAUUCCUGGAGAGACCCGCGGCUGAUGGGGGUGAGAGUGGACCCGAGCGACCCAGCGAAAACCGCCUUUCACGACAUCUAUCGGUCCAGCAUGCCUCAAACCAUUCUUCCGCCUAUCACUCACUGCAGAAUCGAACCAGCAGCCUGCAGUUUCGUCGGACCAGCACAGUCCCAGCCGCCUCUACAACAGCCACGAAUGGCUUGAGAUGA